Molecule: messenger RNA, 579 nt
Organism: Closterium sp. NIES-65
Lineage: Eukaryota; Viridiplantae; Streptophyta; Zygnematophyceae; Desmidiales; Closteriaceae
Source: the annotation of a GenBank genome assembly
AUGGGGUUGACGUUCACGAAGCUGUUUGCGCGGUGGGUGGGCAAGAGGGACAUGCGCAUUCUCAUGGUGGGGCUGGACGCGGCGGGCAAAACAACGAUUCUAUACAAGCUCAAGCUGGGGGAACUCGUUACUACCAUCCCCACUAUUGGCUUCAAUGUGGAGACAGUGGAGUAUAAGAACAUCAGCUUCACUGUCUGGGACGUGGGGGGGCAGGAUAAGAUUCGCCCUCUGUGGAGGCAUUAUUUCAACAACACUCAAGGGUUAAUCUACGUGGUGGACAGCAACGACAGGGAGAGAGUGAUGGAGGCGAGGGACGAGCUGCACCGCAUGCUCAAUGAGGACGAGUUGCGUGACGCGACUCUCCUCGUCUUUGUCAACAAGCAAGACCUUCCCAACGCGAUGAACGCUGCUGAGAUCACCGACAAGCUUGGGCUUCACUCGCUGCGCCACCGCACCUGGUACAUUCAGAGCACCUGUGCCACGUCAGGGGAGGGCCUCUAUGAGGGUCUGGACUGGCUCUCUAACAACAUAUCCGCUAAAGUGCGCAAGAUUCCCCUCCCCUUCUGGUGCACACCUUGA